UGUCAGAGAGUAAGUACCAGAAAUGAGUGAGUAUCAGAGGGAGCUAGUUCGCUGUCUGCUGACAACUCGCGCCUUUCCGAUUCCAUCAACGACCUACUCUGUAGGGUAGUGGUCUCACUGCAGCAGGCUGAAUUCCAAACCAGCUGUCCUCAUAGUGGGGUACACUGGGCAAUCAGCCUUUGGCAUGGCAACUCCAACCUGACUCGUGAGACUGCGAGACGAAGAUCACCAUUUUACAGCCAGUGUUUCACUCUGCAGUCAUGAAGACCAGCCCUCCAGCACUGCUCUACAUCCUGUCAAUCUUGAUGGCAUUCACCGGUAUCUCUGCACCAUGUCUGCAGCCUGCUGCACCUGGGCCUUCUCCAGAUUCCUCGAGUCUUGGUUGCUUUUAUGACUCAGUGGAGAUUCUCUCUUGCACUUGGACCCCGAUGAAAAAUAUCACUGAAGCACAAUGCCAGCUCAUGGUUCAACUUGAGUCAACGUCUGACAGGUACAAAGGACCGGAGACAUGUCAACUGCAAGGUAUAGCCAACAGGAGCUGUGAGCUGAACCUUUUGAAAUUUGACAUGACUAUUACACACACUAUUCUUGUGGAAGUGUAUUGCCGUACUGGGCAGAACUGGACUUUGAUGCAGAAUCAAAGGAUGUGUCCUUUUCAGAACCUUCGACUGCGGUCUCCUUGCAACGUCCAAAUGGAAAAUGACGACAAGCUUUCCUACAAUUUAACUUGGAAGCUCUGUGCUCUCUCACAUUAUUUAGAAAAUGAGGUGGAGUACCAAAUACGAUAUAAAGAAAAAGAUUCUAGCAAGGCUUACAAAUUCGGCUACAAUAUUCAGGAUCAGAGGUGGAUGAAGUUUGAGACUCUUUCUCCCGACACAAUGUAUGAGGCCGCUGUUCGUGUGAAGGUUAAAACGAGCAUGGCUUUUUACAAUAGCACAUGGAGCAAAUGGAGCAUGCCUGUAACAUGGACGACCCAUAAAGGGGAUGCAUCGUCUCCAAGUCUGCUCCUGCCAGUUCUUCUCACCCUUUUGGGGAGUCUCGUCUUCAUCUCCCUCUUCUUCGUCGCCAUUUUCCUGAGGGGCAAAUCACCGGCAUCAAAACGUUUAAGGAAGGUGCUGAAGAUCCAUUUGCCAGACCCCGCUGAGUUCUUCCCAUCUCUCACUGCUCUCCAUGGAGGAGAUAUCCAGAAGUGGCUGUCCUCACCAGCGCCCAUGUCUUCCUUCUGCCUGGGUGCAGCAGUUCCGGAUGUUUCUGUGCUUGAGGUGAUGCAGAAAGGCAACCAAGAGCCUUGCCUCUUCCUGCCCAAGGAACAUCCUACUAAUACGGAUGCACCAGAGACUAGUGGACAUUCUUCAUCCAGCUGCUUUACCAACCGGGGCUAUUUUUUCUUCCACACCGAUGAUUCCCUCGAGAUUGAGCCCUGCAAGGUGUAUUUCACCUACGACCCUCUUACUCAAGAGAUCAGUGGCAAUGAGGACAGCGACCCUGACUCCUACAAAGUGAUCCAUGAGACGUGGGACAACAGGUCACCGCCACCUGCCUACAGCACCAUGGCAGACCAGGAGAGUGAGUCUUUUCUGCAAGAAGCAAAGGUCCCAAACCAGAAGGUUGGAGAUUGUCCAAGGACUCUUCCAUCAGUGGAGAGCUUCCCUGUGACAUCAGAAGUGAAACAGGAUGAGAACAAAGAAGGGAGUGAGGCCAUUGCUCACCCCCACAAGUCUCCGGAAAAGUAUUCCAUGGACUUUUCAUGUGUCUGGGAAUCGUCUGGCAGCAAUACUGAUGGAACAGAAGCAAUUGGAAGUGUAGACCCUUCUACAGGCUCUGUGGAAGACAAUAGGCCUGCAUUUCCCCAGUCUAUGAUUCAGAACUCAGGCCAAGCCAAUGAUCUCUGCAGAGCUGCAUCUUCCAGCCAGGUGCUGAGUUCUUCGGAGGCCUACCUGACCCUGAGGGAUCUUCAGGGACAUUAUGGCCAUCACUCGGUCUGAAUUCUGAACUGUCCCUGAAAACAAGAAAGCAUCAACACCAUCAGUUAAACGUCAUCAAAGAAAAUGAAAGGGAACAUAAGGCUUUUAACAGGCAAUGGGUCUUACAUUUUAACUCUCCUCUCCCCCUCUCAAUACACAAUAGUGACCCCCACCCUGUAGGGUUGGGAAACCAGGAGAGCAACAGAGCCCCACCCUUACCGCCUCACUGGGUGCUACUGCAGUA
Messenger RNA from Lacerta agilis (Sand lizard), 2208 nucleotides. RefSeq names its product interleukin 2 receptor subunit beta (gene IL2RB). The record is from RefSeq and is a predicted model, not a curated record. Gene Ontology annotation, cellular component: external side of plasma membrane; membrane. Gene Ontology annotation, biological process: immunoglobulin mediated immune response; cytokine-mediated signaling pathway. Gene Ontology annotation, molecular function: cytokine receptor activity; protein binding. Lineage: Eukaryota; Metazoa; Chordata; Lepidosauria; Squamata; Lacertidae. Bases 261 to 1985 code for a protein of 574 amino acids. The transcript has 10 exons.